Molecule: messenger RNA, 11404 nt
Organism: Chinchilla lanigera (long-tailed chinchilla)
Lineage: Eukaryota; Metazoa; Chordata; Mammalia; Rodentia; Chinchillidae
Gene: Plce1
Product: phospholipase C, epsilon 1
Exons: 32
Coding region: 260-7246 (2328 amino acids)
Biological process (GO): phosphatidylinositol-mediated signaling; small GTPase-mediated signal transduction; lipid metabolic process
Molecular function (GO): phosphatidylinositol-4,5-bisphosphate phospholipase C activity; guanyl-nucleotide exchange factor activity
Source: RefSeq, a predicted model, not a curated record
GCUACAGGAAAAAUUCAAGCUGGAUUUUUAAAUUAUUGCAAGCUAAUAAUGGACCAGAAGUUGAAGAAUGCAAUUCUGAAUAAAAAUCUUCAAAAAUUUUUGUUCAAAUAACAGAGGAAAUAACAUUGAUCUACUGUCUUAAAACUCCAAUUCAGAGUAAAAUAUUCAUGAUAGGAAAUUAUACUGGAAAAAAUUUAUAUGGUUCUUAAUAUAUCUGGAUGAAAAGAAUUGUCACUUUGUUUAUCAGAAGGACUUAUAUAUGUCUGAGAUUAUUUUAAGUCAUUUUAUAGAAAUCUUGACAUUAUCACCAAGGAGAACAAACAGAGCUGAAGGCUGUGUAUUGGUCAAGAUGACUUCUGAAGAAAUAGCAGCUUCCAUUCUCAUCCCUGUGACUCAGAGAAAAGUGGUGUCUGCACAGUUGGCUACAGAUGAAAGUAGUGAAAGGGCAUCAGAUAUCAGUAUUCCAAAAGUACAUACUGUCAGGCAGAGUGGGCAGACUUCUAACACCAUCUCACGGUGGAACAAGUUUAAAGAAGUAUCUUCUGGAAGCAACUUGCCCAAGGUUCUCUCAAUAGCAAAGGAGAAAACAGUGAAUGAUGAGAACAGCAAUGAAAAGUGCUAUAAGACAAGCACAUCGGGUUCCAUAAAAAACCUUAACAUUAACUGCAACAGCAUAUUUCAAAACCAUCGGCAUGGCCUUCCUCAGAGCCAGUUUUAUGAAACAUGCAACUCUGUCAUGGAGGAAGACCCAUGUCUCAAAACUGGAAUUCCUUCUCCACUGGAAGAAAAGGUGUUCUCUGGAAUUCAACUGGAAAUGGAUGGGCCUCCCAUAGACAUCAGUCCUUUGGGAAACCAUCCUGGGAUCAUAGAGAAUGACAGAGCACACCCUGACAGCAACACAGCAGUAUUUCACUUUCAUUACGAAGUUGACAGAAGAAUGUCAGACACGUUUCAUACUCUAUCCGAAAACUUGAUUUUGGAUGAUUGUGGAAACUGUGUACCACCUUCUGAGGGGCAGCACAAGAAAAAUUAUGUGGCAUAUACAUGUAAACUGAUGGAAUUGGCAGAGAGCUGUGAUAAUGAGAAAGGGCAGCUUCAGUGUGAUUGUGGUACUUUGAAUGACAAAUAUCUGUGCUGUGAAGGCUCUUGCGAGAAGGUCAAGCUGGUAUGUUCAAGUGAUCACUUUUGCAGGAAGGAUUUUACUGACCGUCCACCUGCCAAGGCCUUUCUGAGCCAUUUUGAAGACUGCUCUGAUAAUUGUGAAGAUAUAGAAGAAGAUCUUUUUAAAAGCAAAAAGGAGCGGUCCACUUUGUUAGUUAGAAGAUUUUGUAAAAAUGACAAGGAAGUGAAGAAAUCUGUGUAUACCGGGACAAGAGCAAUUAUGAGAACUCUGCCUUCUGGCCACAUUGGGGUGGUGGCGUGGAAUUAUGUUGAUCAGAAAAGAAAUGGUCUCUUACUGUCUUCUGAGAAAGCAGUUCAACCUCUGUCAAGGCUGGACCUAAGACAGGGUGGGAGCCAAUGUCUGUCAGUAGUCCGGUGGUAUCUGAUCUACAGUACAGUGAGAAGAGAAGAAGCAGAAAAGACAGUUGGAUCUCUUCUCCAUUUCUUCACAAAGCUCCUAGCCCCUGAGACGGGCCAUGGAAGGAUUAGCAUUGGUCCGUGCUUAAAGCAGUGUGUCCGAGACACUGUAUGCGAGUAUCGCACCACCCUCCAGAGGACUUCCAUAUCUCAGUACGUCACUGGUUCUCUCCUAGAGGCAACCACAUCUUUAGGAGCAAGAAGUGGUCUUCUAAAUACUUUUGGAGGAUCCACUGGACGAACGAUGCUGAAAGAACGCCAACCAGGUACCUCUAUGGCCAACUCUAAUGCCGUCCCUUCAAGUUCAGCUGGAAUCAGCAAGGAACUGAUCGAUCUGCAGCCCCUCAUCCAGUUCCCAGAAGAAGUUGCCAGUAUCCUAACGGAACAGGAGCAGAAUAUUUACCGAAGGGUCCUGCCAGUUGACUACCUUUGCUUCUUAACCCAGAACUUGGGCACGCCAGAAUGCCAGAGCUCCCUGCCCUGCCUCAAAGCAUCUAUCUCAGCAUCAAUUCUCACCUCUCAUAACGGAGAGCACAAUGCCCUUGAAGACCUUGUGAUGAGAUUUAAUGAGGUAAGCUCCUGGGUGACAUGGCUGAUCCUAACGGCAGGAUCCAUGGAGGAAAAGCGGGAAGUGUUCUCAUAUUUGGUGCAUGUGGCCAAGUGCUGCUGGAACAUGGGCAAUUACAAUGCUGUCAUGGAGUUCUUGGCAGGCCUCAGGUCUAGAAAAGUUCUAAAGAUGUGGCAGUUCAUGGACCAGUCUGACAUUGAGACCAUGAGGAGCCUGAAGGACGCCAUGGCUCAGCACGAGUCCUCCUUGGAGUACCAGAAGGUGGUAACCCGCGCCCUGCACAUCCCUGGCUGCAGGGUGGUUCCAUUCUGUGGGGUGUUUCUAAAGGAGCUCUGUGAAGCGCUGGAUGGAGCCUCUGGCCUCAUGAAGCUUUGCCCACGGUACAAUUCGCAAGAAGAGACCUUAGAGUUUGUAGCAGAUUACAGUGGACAAGAUAAUUUCUUGCUACGAGUAGGACAAAAUGGCUUAAAGAAUUCAGAGAAAGAAUCCACUGUCAACAGCAUCUUUCAGAUCAUCAGGAGCUGCAGUCGAAGUCUGGAGGCAGAGGAGGAGGACAGCCCCAGUGAAGGGGACAGCUCUAGGAAAAAUUCCCUGAAGGAUAAAACCCGAUGGCCGUUUAUAAUUGGAGAUUUGCUGGAUUCAGAAAAUGACAUCUUUGAGCAGCCCAAAGAAUGCGACCCUCAUGGGUCAGAGGAGUCACAGAAGGCCUUCGACCACGGAACAGAGCUUAUCCCAUGGUACGUGUUGUCCAUCCAAGCUGAUGUGCACCAGUUCCUGCUGCAAGGGGCCACAGUCAUCCACUAUGACCAAGACACGCACCUCUCUGCUCGCUGCUUCCUGCAGCUUCAGCCAGACAAUAGCACGUUGACUUGGAUGAAGCCCCCCACUGCCUCCCCAGCUAGUGCUAAAGCAAAACUUAGUGUGCUCAGCAACACAGCUGAGCCUGGCAAGUUCCCAUUACUGGGCAGUGCUGGAUUAAGCAGCCUGACAGAGGGGGUCUUAGAUCUGUUUUCAGCAAAGGCUGUGUAUAUGGGACACCCUGGCAUUGAUCUACACACUGUGUGUGUUCAGAACAAACUGAGUAACAUAUUUCUGUCAGAGACUGGUGUGACUCUGCUCUAUGGACUUCAGACCACAGACAAUAGAUUACUGCAUUUUGUGGCACCAAAGCACACAGCCAAAAUGCUGUUCAGCGGAUUGUUGGAACUCACUAGAGCCGUGAGAAAGAUGAAGAAGUUCCCUGACCAAAGACAGCAGUGGCUGCGGAAACAGUAUGUCAGCCUCUACCAGGAGGAUGGUCGGUAUGAAGGCCCAACUUUGGCUCAUGCAGUAGAGCUGUUUGGUGGCAGACGGUGGAGUACUCGAAACCCCAGCCCUGGAACAUCAGCAAAGAAUGCUGAGAAGCCCAAUAUGCAGAGAAACAACACACUGGGCAUGAGCACCACCAAAAAAAAGAAGAAAAUCCUCAUGAGGGGUGAGAGCGGAGAGGCGACUGAUGAUGAGAUGACAACCCGAAAAGCCAAAAUGCAAAAAGAGGGUCGAAGUCGGAGUGGUUCUGAUCCUCAAGACAUUAAUGAGCAGGAAGAAUCAGAGGCUAAUGCCGUCACUGGCCCUCCCAACCCUCUCCCUUCCAGAAGAGCUCACUCUUUGACCACAGCUGGGUCCCCCAACUUGGCCACCCCAGCAUCAUCUCCCAUCAGGCCAGUCUCCUCCCCUGUGCUGUCUUCUUCAAACAAGAGUCCGUCCAGUGGCUGGAGCAGCAGCAGUUGGCAUGGGCGCAUCAAAGGCGGAAUGAAGGGGUUCCAGAGCUUCAUAGUUUCAGACAGUAACAUGAGUUUUGUUGAAUUUAUUGAGCUGUUCAAGUCUUUCAGUGUGAGGAGCCGCAAGGACCUGAAGGAUCUCUUCGAUGUCUACUCUGUGCCCUGCAACCGAUCAGGCUCCGAAUCAGCCCCCCUCUACACCAACCUGACAAUCGAGGAAAGCACCAGUGACUGUCAGCCUGACCUAGAUUUGUUGACCAGAAAUGUCUCAGACUUGGGGUUGUUCAUUAAGAGUAAACAGCAGCUGUCAGACAACCAGAGGCAAAUAUCUGAUGCCAUUGCCGCCGCAAGCAUUGUGACGAAUGGCACUGGGAUUGAGAGCACAUCCCUGGGCAUAUUUGGGAUUGGCAUACUCCAGCUCAGUGACUUCCUAGUGAACUGCCAAGGAGAACACUGCACUUAUGAUGAAAUCCUCAGCAUCAUCCAGAAGUUCGAGCCUAACAUCGGUAUGUGUCAUCAGGGUCUAAUGUCAUUUGAAGGAUUUUCAAGGUUUCUGAUGGAUAAAGAUAAUUUUGCUUCAAAAAAUGAUGAGUCACAGGAGAACAUAAAAGAAUUGCAGCUACCCCUCUCCUACUAUUACAUAGAAUCUUCCCACAAUACCUACCUCACGGGCCAUCAACUCAAAGGAGAAUCCUCAGUAGAACUCUAUAGCCAGGUCCUCUUGCAAGGCUGCAGAAGCAUAGAGCUAGACUGCUGGGAUGGAGAUGACGGAAUGCCCAUCAUUUAUCAUGGACAUACACUGACAACAAAGAUCCCCUUCAAGGAAGUGGUUGAAGCCAUUGAUCGCAGUGCCUUUAUCAACUCUGACCUGCCAAUCAUCAUAUCCAUUGAGAACCACUGUUCAUUGCCUCAGCAACGAAAAAUGGCAGAAAUUUUCAAGACUGUGUUUAGAGAAAAGCUGGUGGCUAAAUUCUUAUUUGAAACUGAUUUCUCAGAUGAUCCAAUGCUUCCCUCACCCGACCAACUUAGGAGGAAAGUGCUUCUUAAAAACAAGAAGCUAAAGGCCCAUCAGACGCCAGUGGACAUCUUAAAGCAAAAGGCUCAUCAGUUAGCAUCCAUGCAAGCACAGGCUUAUAAUGGGGGGAACGCCAACCCUCCAUCUGCCAAUAAUGAGGAAGAGGAAGAUGAAGAAGAUGAAUAUGAUUAUGACUAUGAAUCCCUUUCUGACGACAACAUUCUGGAAGACAGACCUGAAAAUAAAUCGUGCAAUGACAAGCUUCAGUUUGAGUACAAUGAAGAAAUCCCCAAGAGGAUAAAGAAAGCGGAUAACUCUACUUACAACAAAGGGAAGGUUUAUGACAUGGAACUGGGAGAAGAAUUUUAUCUCCCUCAGAAUAAAAAAGAAAGCAGACAGAUUGCACCAGAGCUUUCUGACCUUGUCAUCUACUGCCAAGCAGUAAAAUUUCCAGGCCUGUCAACUCUAAAUGCAUCUGGCUCUAGCAGAGGAAAAGAACGGAAAAGCAGGAAGUCCAUUUUUGGCAACAAUCCGGGCAGAAUGAGCCCAGGGGAGACAGCAUCAUUUAACAAAACAUCUGGAAAAAGUUCCUGUGAAGGAAUUCGACAGACCUGGGAGGAAUCUUCUUCCCCUCUCAACCCAAGCACAUCCCUCAGUGCUAUCAUUAGAACUCCCAGAUGCUAUCAUAUCUCAUCGCUGAAUGAAAAUGCCGCCAAACGUCUGUGUCGCAGGUAUUCUCAGAAACUGAUCCAGCACACCGCCUGUCAGCUGCUGAGGACCUACCCGGCCGCCACCCGCAUUGAUUCAUCUAACCCCAACCCCCUCAUAUUCUGGCUCCAUGGGAUACAACUCGUGGCACUCAACUACCAGACAGAUGAUCUCCCUUUACAUUUAAAUGCUGCAAUGUUUGAGGCAAAUGGAGGCUGUGGUUAUGUUUUGAAGCCACCAGUUCUGUGGGACAAGAACUGUCCCAUGUACCAGAAGUUUUCUCCAUUGGAAAGAGAUCUAGACAAUCUGGAGCCUGCUGUCUAUUCUUUAACUAUUGUCUCUGGCCAAAAUGUGUGCCCUGGUAACAGUACAGGAAGCCCAUGCAUUGAAGUUGACGUGCUGGGCAUGUCCCUGGACAGCUGCCACUUCCGCACAAAGCCUAUCCAUCGGAACACCCUGAACCCCAUGUGGAGUGAACAGUUUCUGUUCCGGGUUCACUUUGAAGAUCUUGUAUUUCUUCGUUUUGCAGUUGUGGAAAACAACAGUUCAGCAGUAACUGCUCAGAGAAUCAUUCCGCUCAAGGCUUUAAAACGAGGGUAUCGGCAUCUUCAACUGCGAAACCUUCACAAUGAAGUCUUGGAAAUCUCUAGUUUAUUCAUAAACAGCAGAAGAAUGGAAGAAAAUUCCUCUGGCACUACUAUGCCAGCCUCUUUGAUGUUCAACACAGAAGAGAGAAAAUGUCUGCAGACUCACAGAGUCACAGUGCACGGCGUCCCAGGUCCAGAGCCCUUUGCUCUUUUCACUAUAAAAGGAGGCACCAGAGCAAAGCAGCUUCUCCAGCAGAUUCUGAUGACUGAACAAGACACCAAAUUAUUCUCUGCAGACUAUUUUUUGAUGGAAGAAAAGUAUUUUAUAUCAAAAGAAAAGAAUGAAUGCAGGAAACAACCAUUCCAGAGAGUCAUUGGUCCAGAAGAAGAGAUCAUGCAGAUUUUAAACAGCUGGUUUCCAGAAGAGGGCUACGUGGGCAGGAUUGUCUUAAAAACCCAAGAGGAAACUCUAAAAGAGAAAAGCAUUGUUCAAGAUGACAAAGAGGUGAUCUUGAGCUCAGAGGAGGAGAGUUUCUUUGUCCAAGUGCAUGAUGUUUCUCCAGAGCAACCUAAAACAGUCAUCAAAGCACCUCGCGUCAGCACUGCCCAGGAUGUCAUUCAGCAGACCUUAUGGAAAGCCAAAUACUCCUAUAGCAUCCUGAGCAACCCCAAUCCAGGUGACUACGUGCUUUUGGAAGAGGUAGUGAAAGACACACCCAACAAGAAGUCUUCUGCUCCAAAGUCUUCACAGCGAGUCCUUCUGGACCAGGAGUGUGUAUUUCAAGCCCAAAGCAAGUGGAAAGGUGCAGGGAAAUUCAUCCUUAAACUAAAGGAGCAGGUACAGGCAUCUCGAGAAGACAAAAAAAAGGGGAUUUCUUUUGCAAGUGAACUCAAGAAGCUCACCAAGUCAACCAAGCAGCCCCGGGGCCUCAGCUCACCGCCUCUGCUCUUGGUGUCAGAAAGUGUCCAAAAUAAGGAGAAAUCUGUGGGUGGCUUGACCUCCGGUGACACAGUUGAUUAUCGACAGUGACUAAGGACAGCAUGUUUCGCCAGGUGAAGCUCUUCUGGCAAGAAGUUAAAGUCAAGAAUGAACAUGGUGGAAAGAAAUAUAACUUAUUUUCAUUAGACUUAAACUGGAAAGUGAUGACUUGCAAGCUGCCACCUUCUUCACACGAUGUGAAGCCCAUGCUGACGACACGUGAAAUAGCACAGAGCUAAUAGCUGCCACCCAAUUUAUUGAUCUGAAUGAAGCAAAGCAGCACAGGGACGGCCAUUUUACAAAUGCCAGCAGUUGGAAAAAACAUCCCUUAGCUUGCAGUAAUUUUCUUAGAAAAAAGGUCAGCAAACUUUUGUUUGCAAAGGGCCAGACAAUAAAUAUUUUAGGGCUGGAGACCAUAUGGCCUCUGUUGUAACUCUGUUUUGUAAGUUGUGUGCUCUGCCAAAGGCCUACACAGACAAUAGAUACAUCAAUGAACACAGCUGUAUUCCAGUGCAACUUUAUAGACACAAAUUGGAAUUCCAUGUAAUUUUUACAUAUCACAAAUAUCCUUUUGAUUUUUUUAACCAUUAAAAAAUGUAAAACCUUUUCUUAGUUCAAGGGCUCUAUAAAAACAGGUGGAAUGCUGGAUUUGGCCCAAGGGCCAGAGUUUGCUGACCCAACCUAGAGAACUGGGAACAACACACAGAGAUCUGAAAACUAGUAAACUACAUAAUUUAGACAUGCAGUUUAUGGCUGAGAAGUAAAAGCUUUUGGGCACUGCAGAUGUAAGUUCUGUAAGAGUCAUUAAAAGUAAUUCAACAUAGUUCCUAUACUGUGUACCUCAGUGCACUCUUUACAAUUCUUUUUACAUACAGAAAAUUUGCUGGGUUUUUUUUUUUUUUUUUGGUAAAGAUUAUUGCUCAUAUAUUCACAGAUUAUUCCAUUUUUGGUUUUCACACAAUUAAUUUAGAAUGAUGAGUUCUGAUGUCUUAACAAAAAACCUAAUCAUUUUUUUAACUCAAAGUAGCUUUGUGGAAAAAAAGGUUUUGUGUUUAAAGUAGAUUUAUUUAUUUUGCAAAGUUUGUACUGACACUGUAUUUGUGUAUUUAUUAGCCAUACCUUUUUAAAUAUACUUUCUAUGGAUUAGAAGCAUUAGUGGUUCUAUUUCACUAUUCAAAGACAAACUUAAAAUGUAUACCUGAACAUCUAAAAUGGUUAAACUUUCAUGUAAAAUAGCUUCAUCUUCAUUUCUCAUUAACUGAAGAGCUAUGGACCCAAGUUAUAUUUGCAAUUUGAUGUAAAUUAUUUUUUUAAAACCUUGGUGUACAAAAACCUAGCUAAGUGUAAUGGAUUCUUAAUCUUGGUAUGAAGCAAAUUAUGACUUUAAAAAUGUUUUCCUCUAAAGUAAAACCCAAAUUUUAUCUUUCCAUUGGUAUUAAAUUUUAAAAUUUUUCUUAAAAUUAUAAAACACACUAAAAAAAUCCUUUGCUUUGAGACAUUUUUUACCAAUUAUAAAAAUGAAUGAAAUACCUGUUGUUAUACUCCAAAAAGACAAGUGUCAAAUACAUAAACAAAGCUUUUAUGUCAUUGAAAGUUCUUAACUACCAUUUUCUUGCCAACUGAACACAGGCUACACUCCAGUUUAACAUUAUUUGUGCAGCGCUACAGGUUUCCUUUUAACCAAAUAAUUUGUAAUAAGUGCACAGUGUUAUCCCAUUUUUUAAAAUAUCCUAAAAACAGUCUAUGAGGCCUCUAUAAACAAACAGGCUAAAUGGUUUGAUUUGGAUUAUUAUGGGUUGAAAUUUGAGUUACUGGCCUGACUAGCUAACGCCAAACUACGCAGGGUAAUGAAAUACAAAGCAAGACAAGUCUCACCCAAUUUAUCAUUUGUUUUGAUGCUUGCUAACUGCCCGCGGCCCACACACACGCUGUGGCCUUUCAGUUGUGGAUUUGGUUAUAGCACAAAUCUGAAACUUACCCUCAAACUGAAUGUGACUUGGGUGUUUAGCAAGUGAAUGAACCCAGCCUACUACCUAUGUUGCACACCAACAUUUUGAGGAUAAAGUAUAGACUGUACUGUAAUUGAGUCUCUGGGAUUUUAGGAAGGACACAUUGCUUAAACAUGUAAAGCAAUUUACAGUCUACUAUAAUCAUGGGUUACUCAGUGACAGGAAUGCAUUCAGAGACGUGCAUAAGAAUAUCAGACUGAAUUUACACAAACUAAGAGACUUUGCCAUCACUAGGUAAUAGGAAUUCUUUAGCUCUGUUAUAACCUUGUGGGACCAUGGUGAUACCCCAUGACACACCCACAAAGUGGUCUGUCGUUGUCAUGUGGCAUGUGACUCGUUAUAACUGACCCCCCACAACCUGGUGUUUGCCAGAAAUAUGAAAUGUUUAAGCUUAUCACAUCUGAAUUAUUAUCAGAAUACUAAAUGAAAUUACCCUUAUUUAAGUGCAUCUAAAAUAACCAGUAGGACUAUACCCACUAUAACCACUAGGACCACCAUUUUACGCUUUUUAGACUAUAGGAAAUCUGGGUAGCAAAUUCUUAUCAGUAAAGUUGGUACAGAAAAAAACCUAAAUAUGCAAGUUGGGCUUAUAACAAUAUUUCAAGAAGCUUCACUAAAAGUAAAAAGAACAUGAAUUUUGACAACCUGUUAUGUGGUGCUAGCUUUUUUAAAAAGUUUUUCUGGCAGUAAAGGGUGAGAGUAAGGGUUCAGUAUGACAUGUGGUAUUAGAAUAGAGGUGAGCUUCCUCUCAGCCUCCUAUUUGUAAUUGUCACUGUUUGAUAAGAUACUAGCGGGCAUUAAAGAAUUACAGCUAGCUGGAUGAAGUAACCAUACUGUCUGGGCAGAAAGUACUCUCUUGAGGUAAAGCAUCUUUACAUGUCAUCCUUAACAAGUACAAAUUUUCAAAUUCCCCACCUGGGAUAAAGAUGAAGUCUAAACAAAAGUGGAGUUACAGAAUGCCACCCCAUCUCGAUGGCUCUGAAGACAGUGAAGGGUAUGAGUGAAAGUGGACCCUAUAUAAUAAACACCAAUUCUUAACUGUAUCUUCCCAUUUCUUCUUUCCACCACUAAUAAACCUCUCGUCUGCCCAGACACUACACCUUAAUUAUGAAAAGCAAUCAGAGCUUGCCAGUAAAACUGAAGGAGCUCUACCACAGGUAUGCUCUUGUGCCAACGAAGAGUAGGGUUUCCCUGGCUGAUGUCUUUGACUCUACACACGGCAGAGUACAAGGCAGCCCACAGGGAAGUGUGUGGCAAGGUGGCAGUCUCUACCCCUUUCUCACAUCAGCACCAAGGCCAGAGAAGGUGAACACAUGGACCCCCUAAAAGCUAUUAGAGAGAAAAGGAAGGCUACUUCUUAGACAAAGUUCAGACAGGACAACAUUCCCAUGAUCCACUGUUAGUAAUUUGUUUUCUGUUAUCUCUAUGUAUCAGCUUUUCGAAAGUAAUCCUUGACAGCUAAGGAUUCUGACACAGGAAAACCUGGAUCUCUUUGAAAUGUACACUGAAACUACAUGAUUACUGUUAUUCUUAAAUGUUUGUUACGCUCAAGCCUGCAGUCAGACAGCUCUGGAAUCAUACUUCAGACAACAUAACUCGUUCUGACACUGAAUUAGGUAAUACUACUUUUUUGUUUGUUUGUUCUUUUUGUUUUUUUUUCUGGUACCAGGAAUCGAACUCACGACCUUGCGCUUGCCAGGCAGGCGCUGUGCUGCUGAGCUAAAUCCCCAGCCCCCUUAUACCACAUUUUUUUAGUGUACAAAUGAGUUGACUCAGCAGCAAAGAUCAUGGGAGAUUUACACUGUCUUACACCAUUACUCCCCCUUAAAGUGCCUAGUGCUUAAGCACAUAGUAGGUGCUCAGUAUUUGUCUAGGUGAAAAAAUGAGGCUGUAGUAGAAACAGGGUGUGUCUACUGUUACUAAUGAUUAAGACAUUUAACUCCAAAAAUAAAACUAAUAGGUUAUAUACAUAAAUGUGUAUUUCAUCCUCAAAUUCAUAUAGGAUAUUCAAAUAUUAUACUUUUAUGGUCUCACUAUAACUAUAUACAUAAAACCAGAAUUAAAAGCAUAAUACAAGCAUAAAACAGUUGAUGAAUUUCUACCUUAAAACUGAUUUUUCACCUGAACUACAAUUUUUGCUGCCGAAGUGAAGUAUGUAUUUGUAUGUUUGGAAAUAAAUGAUUUCUGACAUGCAUUGGUA